AUGAGACGAGUCUACAAUCAUCUAUCCACCCCUGCAUCAGUGUUUGAAGUCUUGGUUUCCAUGUCCUGUGUGAAUAUCAAACCAACCGGAGCCUCCAUCCAGCAACUGUCUACUACUAUUCCGACGCACGACCAUGCUGAUACAUUUACUCGACGAAAAACGUUUCCAUUAGGAAGAAGUUCUGUCCGGCAUUAUAACAUACCCCUUUCAUGGGUAAAAUUCAAUUCAAUUGUCGACAAGUUCGCCUCAACAAAAACACUACUGAACUCGUCUAAUCUGGGAAUAGAUAAUGGAAAAGAUAGUACAGUUGAUCAGCAUUCAAUUUCAGAUCAUAUUGAUCAAGGCCUGUCAGCAAAUGACAAAAUAUUUCUUCCCUUUGGGAUUGUCAUGCAAAUCUUUUCCUAUCUAUGUCCAUCUGACCUGUCAAAAUGCAGCACAGUAAACCAUUUUUGGAGAAAAACUGCAAUGAGUCCCAAACACUGGAAACUGUAUUGUCUUUCUAGCGGAGCAUUUAGCAAUCCAAAUGAUGAGGACCUGUUUUCAAAACACAGUGAAUUUUGGUCAGAAGGUCUUCGUUGGAAAACCAUCUACUACGAAAAUCGUAUUCGAACGAAUAAUUGGAUUUCUGGAAAAUACACCAAACGACUUAUUGAUGCGUUGGAUCCAACUGAUGCAAUUACCUGCUUUGCUCUCGAUUCCGGUAGACUGAUCAUCGGGUCACGAGAUAGACGAUUACAACUUUCACAAGUCGAUACGCCCGACUUUUGGCAUGCUGAUAAUCAAAAACUCGAUCCAAAAACCCAAUUUGACGGACAUCAUCAAAAUCCAAUCAUGUGCAUAGGAUAUUCUGAGAUUAUUCAAAGCAUCAUAGUUUCAGCAGACACGUCUGGGGAGUUGGUAUUUUGGAAUGCAUUUACUGGUCAAUUCCUUGCAUCCAUUAAAAAUGCCAACAAAGGAGGCGUGUCCAGCAUCUGUGUUGUCGAUGCUAAUCAUAUAGUGUGUGCAGGGUUUGAUAAGUUGGUGCGGUUAUAUCGUCUCAUGCCAGCAGAAGUGGAUGAUUCUCAGCCUGCACCCAUGCAAAAAACCAAUAGCUCAACUUUCUCUUGUUCCAGUCAAAAGUCGUCUUUUGUGUCAAGUUUAAAAAAAGGCAGUAAAGAUUUGGAAUCAACUCAAGAUACUUUUCAAGAAUAUAGUAAACCUGAAAUUCUUAGACCCACAUCAGGAUCUAGAUUAUGGCACCGGCACAGCUUUACUCAAUCAGAGUCUGAACCAACGUCUCGUCCUGAAUCGAUAAAUUCUGAUUGUCUAGUAGAAUCUAGGCCUUGCAAGUCAAAAUUACGGUUUGGAUGGCGAAAAAAAUCCAUUUUGACAACCAAGCAAAAUAUUGUACUUGUCCACGAAAUGAAGGGACACAAGGGUGACAUAUAUUGCCUUGCGCUUUUAGAUGCUGGCUCAAGAUUGGCAUCUGGCUCUACCGACCAGACUAUCAAAAUCUGGAAUACACGAGGAGGGAAUUGUAUCAUGACUCUCAAGGGACACGAUCAAGCAGUGACAUGUCUUAAACCAAGUGAACAGUUCUUGUUUAGUGGAUCUUUGGAUCGUACUAUUCGAAAAUGGAAUCUUAAAACUGGAGCAUGCUUACAAGUCAUUACAGGACAUACUGAAUGGAUAAAAACAAUGGAUAUUACUAGAAACUAUCUUAUUAGUGGUGGCUGGGACGAAACCCUGUUUAUAUGGAAUCUUGAAAAGGGUACAUUGGUUCACAAGAUUGUGCUAGAUAUGGGCCCAAUUCUCUCACUCUACUGCAAUUCUUCACGAAUUGUUGCUGCUAUGCGCGAUCCUCGAUAUCAACAUAUGUUGAUAUCGAUUGAUUUUAGUUCACCACGACCAGAUUUUACAGAUAUUCAGGUAUGCAGUUCUCCUACAGCAAUGUCUUGCUCUACAACUGUUGCAGAUUCACCAACAUCAACUCUGCAAUUUUUCCGACCUCCGCUACCUCCAAAACUUUCCUCACUGACAUUGUCGCGAUCCGGGCUAUUAAACUCAUCGCUCUCCAAGGUAUCAAAGUAG
Messenger RNA from Batrachochytrium dendrobatidis JAM81, 2070 nucleotides. RefSeq lists its product as uncharacterized. The record is from RefSeq and is a predicted model, not a curated record. Gene Ontology annotation, molecular function: protein binding. The transcript is spliced from 5 exons. Bases 1 to 2070 code for a protein of 689 amino acids. NCBI's taxonomy places the organism in Eukaryota, Fungi, Chytridiomycota, Chytridiomycetes, Rhizophydiales.